UGGUGUAAACAUCAAAUGAAAACAAUAACUAAAUUCAGACAACAAGUUAUUUCCAUAUAACAACUUUAUUCCUUUAAACAUCUGAAUGCAUAGGAAGGUAAGUUAGAAUUGAGUGAGAUGUGUGUAAACAAACUUAACAAAGACAUUUCACUCUUAUCGAAUUAUUACUAAGAAUAUGCGUGGUACAAAAUAUAAUACACCAUCGUUCAAUGUCGUUUUUUAUGUAUUGAUGUGUCUUAUGAAUUAUAAUAAUUGUGGAAAGUUUGUUCUGUAAUUUCUAAACAAUGUUAGAAUUGAAAAGUAGAAUUUCAUUAAGAUAAAAUAAGUACGUAUAACUUUAUAUUUUUAUAUAUAAUAUUACACACAAUAUUUAUUUUUAUUUAGCUAAAAUGUAUACUUAUGGCCUGCAAAUGAAUAUGUACACUGUAAUCAGAAUAUAUGUCCGUUUAUUUGGAACAAAAACAGAAUCUGAUCUUAUCUUACACACGUAUAGCUGCUUUCAUAAAAGUAUACUUUCAUGGGCCUAUUUGUAAGAAAGGUGUGACAUCUAUAGCUCUUUGUUUUAAGGUGUAAUUGUAGAUUUCCGAAAUGGCCAGUACAUUACCACAAGCUGAGCGAUUCGUAAAAAUUAUCAACCAACAACUUGAGAUACUCAAGGAAGAGAGGAAUACUGUGAUAGACGCUGUCGACCAGCGAAUCAGUCAGGUUCUUAUCUGUUAACAAUUUAAAUUAAUGUUGAAAACUUUUGUGUUAUAAAAUGUUAUUUCAAAUAUUUUUUUCAAAAGUAAAUUUAAAAAAAGACUUAAAUAUGAUUCAUUUAGUAAGUAUUUUUAACAAUAAUCUUGUAUAUAAUGUGAAGGUACAAAGUGAAGUAAAUGCCUGGAUUAAUGGUGGACUUGUCAAUCACACAACCUAUGCUGAGAUAAACAACCGAAUUCAGGAAAUUUUAACUCUUUUUAUUGACAAAUCUGUUGAAAUUUCAGGUAAUUUUUUUGUUUAUAUCCACAAAAUAUUUGUUGCAGAUUUUAUUUAUUGUACAAUUAUAUAAAUUUACUGUUAGCUACUCGCAAGCAAAGAAGACACAUUAAAUUGCUUAUUUGACUUGGUCAUCCUGAAUUUGUGAGUUUUGUUUUUUGCUGGAACACACACUCUCUAAUUGAAAGUUUUUUUUUCCUUUUGAGUCAAAGUGUUCGUUGUGAUGGUUUUGAUAUUAUUUGAUUAUUGUUCAUUAUAGGUGAGUCUAAUCAGGAUUUGUAUAUUGACAUUUUCUUGACUAUUGUAAAAGCUUGCAGUAUUCUGAGAUACCACUGACAUAUAUUUUACAUCAUAAGAGUUUAUGUUACAUUAAAAGCCCCUUCCCAACCAACCAUGAAAAAAAAGUUGGUAAAAAACGAAAUUAAAAUUAGAGAAUUAAUUAACUAAAAUAAUAAAUACAUACAUAGAUUUAUUAUUUUUAAAAAUUAAUCAUUAAUGUGUACGGCUGAUAGUAGGGAUGCUGAAAUUUGCAGCUGUGGGCAGAAGGAAAUGAAACUAUUUAUUUGGUCUGAAAUUCUCAGAUUACGUUUCUAGAAUUGUGGCCCGCAUUGUAGGUAGUGACGUACUAUUUUGGUAACGCUAAAUGAGGCAUCAAAAUAUGUUCAUAUCUUUUCACGUGACAUACCUGCCAAAUAAAUAAAUUUGUCAUACAAUAAAAAUAACGAGGUAUCUUUAUUUAUGUUUAAGUAGGCGUCUUGGACUUAUAUUUACAGCUAUAAAAAGGUUUAAAACUUCUGUAUUUUGUCACCGGUUUUGUUGCUUAAUUUUGCUCUGAUAUGUGUUUAAUAUAUUUUAAUUCUUAACCUAUUUUGAAAGUUUCAGUCUACCCACAUUGUCUCAAAAUGCUGAUUGGUGAUUUUGCUCAGAAAUGGCUAUCCUGUUUCGUUAGUUUCAGCAGGCAUUCCAUUUCACUGUCCUGAAAUCGUCUUUAUAUAAUAAAAGAAUUCAAUUUUUUUGUUUCCGUUUGAAGAAUUACAUAAAGUUUAAAAAAGGUAUCAGCUCAUUAUGUAAGGUUUUGAUCUUGCAAAGACGCAAAUCUUGAUGUUGUCAUCAAUAGUCCAUAAUUGUAUGUUUUACGCUAUAUUGACUGUUUAUCUUAUGUGUUGCUUGGUGUGUUGCUGGGAUGUCUGGACUAUCAUUCAUAAAUUAUAUAACAACAAUGGUUUAAGGAAUAGUUGGUGAAUAAACUUAUAGAGUGCAACAAACUGGUUGGUGUUUGGUGUAUUGGUAUCAGUUGCUAUCAGUUACACUGGCCCGUGAUGGGAUGAAGUGGGAGAUAAUACCAACACAAGCAAACAUAUUUCAUCAAGGGUAGAUGAGCUCAAGACAGCAUGUUCUGCAUCUCGUCACUGAUCAUUUUCCUGUCCGAAAUUGUAUAGAGUCGACCCGUCGGCUGUGUGAAGUAUCUUGGCCCAUCUGUUCGAGGCUGUGUGUCGCUCAUCCGAAGCUGUCUGAAGUGCUCGUCGGAGGCUGUGUGUCUCCGGUCCCAGCAGAAGCGCCUGUCCCACGCUACGACCCGCUGAUUGGGGUAUUCCAUUAAGCCUUACAACACCUAUUGAUGUACACCACUGCUGACAUUACCCGUUGAGCCUGUACACCGCUAUUGCUGUACCAGGCGGUGGCUUUUCACUGAUGUUUCAUUACACAACUGUUUGCAAUAUCCCGCCACAGUGUGUCCCACUCAUCAAUGUGUUUCGCUGGUUGCUGUACACCGCUGUUUGCUGUGUCCCGUGGUCCGUUUCACGAGACAGGUCAACCGCAGCCAAUGCAUCGCCUUGUGUAUGUGCCAAAAAGAUGGAGCACAUUUUACUGGCUCAGCAAUCGCAUUGCAAAAGAAAUUUUAAAAAAGAUCCCUUACAUGCAUAAAAUUAUAUAUAUCCUUGUAGGAAAGUGAAGGCACUAAUUACCUCUUUAUAUAAAUCAAACCGAAUUCGCAAAUGAGCUUUCAUGAUUUACAAAAUUUUUGCGUUAAAUGUUUUGUAAAUUUUAGAAUAAACAUAACUUACUUGUAUCACUUGUGUGAUUUUUUUUUUUUUUUGGAUUAAGCCUGAAUAAUUCCUAACACUUUGUGUUUUUUGAAAAAUAUAACCAUGUUGGCACUUCUGACCCUUCUGGCCCAUUGAGUCCCUUCAGACACAUCUGUGUCAAAUUGUAGCUCUUGGUGUCCUGUUGUCACCCACCCUUCGAAGCCAGACGCUCAUCCAUGUGACACCCUAGUCUCUACUUCAUCACACAAACCAGUGUAACCGACGUAAGCACAGGCAACCUGAAUAUGUUGAUACGAGUUCAAUGCUAUAAUUUAGUAUGCCUCGUCCAACCUGACAGAUCAAUGUACUUCAAAAAUACAACUCGUAAACUAUAGAUCAACGUUCCACUUCAACAAUCUAUCUAGCUGAAUCUUCACACACAGUUCAAGCUACGCCUUGAAUAUCACACAAAGGCCAUCUAUACCUUCUGCCACAACUCAAACUUACGCGUCAUUUCCCCUUACACAAAUACGUCACAACACUCUCACUCCAUCGAUGCAGCCACACAUAAAAUCUCUAAACAAAACCUGUUUUCCAUCCCAAACAUAACAACAGUGAUCUACACAUAACAACAGUAAUCUCAUGCCCUUGACAAUCUGGCCCUUUGAGGUCCUUCAGACACCUCUGGCCCAUGGAGGCAAUUCAGACACCUCUGGCUUAUGGACGCCCUUCAGACACCUUCGGCGUGGCCCAUGGAUGCUCUUCAGACACUUCUGCCCCAUGGAGACCUUUUAGACAUCUCUUGCCCAUGGAGGCACUUCAUACACCUCUGGCACAUAGUUCUAAUCCUUUUCCUUCCUUCGGCUAUUUUUUCGAUGGCUACAGACACUCACUGUAACAGGAUCCCCAUUUAUGACAUUGUGACAUUUUCUUAUGCUGGAUGUUACUGAGAAAUUUGUAUAAAGAACCUAUUGGUCUCUAUCAUAAACAUUUGAGCAAUAUUAAGUGUUAUAAAUUGCAUAAGUACUUUGAUGGGAUACCGAUGCCUUGAGGCAUAUUUAUAGGACCUAUAUUUUCUGAGGGGUCAUCUGUAUCCAGUUGAGGACCCCCAAUAUCAAACCAAGGGUUUUGAACAUUAUCAUCUACAUAAUCAUUUUGAUCGUCUUGAUAACUUUCCUUGUUGUUUUCAUCAGUGUCAGAUUCACUGCUAGAAUAUCAAAACCACUAAGGAUAGUUUGUACAGUGUCACUGUCAGACAUUUUGGAAUUUUACAAUAUUGCUUGCAACACCCAUACAAAAUCCUGAACACAGCUAAAACUAGUAAACAAUAAACGGAGGCCGCCAUUAAAAUUCAACAAUGAGCAUAAAAAUGUGAGACACAGUCUGAUUAGCUGGUACUAGGACCAGCUAACCAAUCUCGAGGCUUAAAUAAUCGAGCCGAUAGACCGACCAUACGUGUUUUCGCUACUUUACAUUGGGCCGAUAGAUCAGCCCAUCAAUUCCAAGAGGGUUAAACCUAAGACAUUGGAUCUCAUUUUACCCAUUUGAUCGCAGUACAACUUUUAAAUAGAACAGAAGCUACCACAACGUUUCAGAAAUAAAGAAAAAUGCAAACAAUUUAAAAGUUAGCUAGCUAAAUUGAUUAUGUUAAGGAAUUACAUUUUCAAAAAAAAAAUCAUAAACUUGUCGUUUUCGACAUUUCUUUUAUAAUGCCUCAUUAAUUACCAUAAAUGGAGUAAAAAAAUUGUAUUUAUUGCAAUCAAUGUUUUAAUGUUUUUAUUUAAUCUGACAUCACCAGGCAAAAAUGUUACUGUAAAACAAAAUGAUUUAAACCAAACCUUUUUGACAACUACCAAUAAUUUGAAAAUCCUGGAGCAAUUUAAAAAAUCGAUGAAACCGAAAAUGAAUAUUUUCAUGGACGCUAUGAAACCGUACAUAAUUUAGGUAAAACAAAUUCCUUCAAAGUGUGAGUUUUAUGUUAAUAUCCUAGUUAUAUAGAGCUUGUUUACAUAAUUUUUCGCGUGCGUGCACUCUGAUUGACCCAUCAUGAGACGCUGUGUUCACAGAUGGGUGUUGCUUAGUCUUUUGAUCUGUCGUGUUGAUGCGGCCAGCCACUAAAAAUAAUUAAUCUAUUCCAAAUAGUAUUUUGUAGAAUGAUUGUGAUUGUUCUAGAAAUGCUAUGUAGCUUCUCGAAGGCAUGACUAAGGCAUCGGUAGACCCACCUAUAUAAAUAAUUGACAGACUCGGAAAGAGACGGGAGAUUCAGAUAGAUAUUAUUAACUUUACGAGGCGUGUAUUAUUCCUUGUGUAUUUGUGUGCUCAUACUUAUAUGUGUUUAUUUUCGCAUUCAUCAUUAUUCAUUAGCACAUUAUUCUAACUGUAUUAACUGUGUACCGGUACAAGAUCUACCAUACUGUAAGUUGAAGAGUGUCAUUAUAUUUUAUUUUAUUUUGUAAUUAUCUUAAGACAUAAUAAAUAUUAUUAAUUGUAACUAGAAACUGCUUUGGGUGUCGUAUCUUUAAUAUUGUUGACUCUAUGGUAUCGUCCUUUGUUAGGCGCUGUUUACAACGAGCCAAUUAAGAUUAAAAGGAGAUUAAUUUCUCCCAAUACAAGUCAGUGCGUAACAAUCCGAUAUUUACAGAUUGUGAUAUAAAUAGUUCAAAUAAAAUUUUUAAUUUAUACUUUAAAAAAAAAUCACACCGAAAUAUCAAACACAAUUUAUUUUAGAGACCAUUGAUGCCACAAUAUAAUGGAAUGGCGAAUACUGUUGUUGAGAAUCAAAUAAUAUUUUCCAAUAUAUUACAACACAUGAUAAGUAUAAAGACGGUGUUGGGGUUAAGCUUUAACCGCUUCCAAUUUAUUUCUCUCAUUGCAAUUACUUCCGCUUUCAUGACAUUUUAUGAUAUCAAUUUUCGACGACAGGUGUAGAUGUAGGAUCCGAUGCUUCUCAUAACAUGACGAUGAGAUUUGCCAAACUAGAGGAAGCUGUAGACUCACUCAAAAAGAAAACAGAAAACGUUAAGGACAAAAUUGAAAAUGUGGAUAAGAUAUUAAAAAAUGUCUCGACUCAACAAGAAAAGGAUCAUAACAAAUUAGAAAUUCUAACAAAUGCAAAAUUGAAGUCGGAGAACAAGCUAAAGAAUAAAAUUACGGAUCUGGAGAAAGAAUAUCAAGACAUUAAAUUAAAUAUUGAUGAUCUUGUUGGAACUGUAACAAAUGUUGAUGUCAAGUUAAACAGAUUAGAAAAUGAAAAUAAUUCCUUCAAUAUCUCAAUGAAUGAACUAAACCAACAGAUCAGCUCUGUUAGAACUUGUAGCAAUGACGUCCUUAUGUCUAUACAAGAUUUGUCAAAGAGCGUCGAGAGUACAAAUCAACAUUAUAAUGAAAUGUCGAAUAAAAUGAAUCAACUGAAAAUCUCCAUGAAUCUCAUGUCAUCUCAGUGCACAGAGCAGUUUGAAAAUAUGAGCAGUCUAAAUAAAGAUAAAACAGACGAUUUGGUAAGCUUUGAAAUAAAUCAUUUCAAUUUGUAUGUGUGUUAUAAUAUAAAAUUUCAUAAAGUAUUAUAUUUGUUAUUUAAUUUCUAAUUAGAAGACUCUGGUGCUAAAAAGUAAUUAAGUCACAUUUUUAACAAAAUAAAUCUAAACGUUGAACUUUUCUAAUCCUUUUUUGCCAAGUAUACUAUAUACAUUUGAAGACAUUAAAAUGUACCUAAGUUCCUUAUUUAAGCAAUGCAAACAAUGAAAAUGAUCAGAUUUCAUAGACUUAAAGACUAUUUCAAGUUGAAUAUCUCAAAAUGCGUAUUUUCUGAGUUAAGUAAAUACGUUUUCAUCUUAAAUAAAAUUAUUUUGUUCAGAAAAGUUUUGAAAUGUGUUGAAAAUGGCCAGUAAAAUUAACAUCAUAACUCAAAUGUUAAGAUUUCAAUGCACCUCAAAGUAAAGGUUUAAAAGACUGUGCUAAAAAAUUUAGAUAAUUUCUUAGCAAAUUUCAAAAGAAAUCAUUAAUACUACUUAAUAAUGUUUGUGCGGCCAAAGUGCUCAUUUAUCAUGGACCACGCUAACAUGUUAGAAACCAUCUACAUCUGCAAUGCUAAACCAUUAAAUAUUAAUUUUUUAAACACAUCAUUCGUUCGCUCCCUUGAUUUUCCAACUUCAAGUCCACCUGUAACAAGAGACCAUGAACUCUCAUGGUCUAUCGGUGGAUGAGUAGUUACGUGCAGCUGAGUCUUCAGGAGAACUAACGUUGCCUUACGUUAUUUGUAAAACUAAAUAAAAGGAAAAAAAAAAGUGCGUUAGGAGGGGUUAGUUGGUUAAUAGUUUGCUUCGCUUUCUAUAAUAGGGCAAAAAUGAAUAUGGUUUAUUUUAAAUGUGUGUAAUACGAAAGCCAAUCAAGUACUUCUUUUUGUUAAUCCUUCAAAAUUAGACCCAAAAAUUGUACUUAGAAAUAUUUUGAAAGAUUGCAUUACACUUUAUGUGAUUCCAAAGAUGAUCUCUAUUUAAUUCACGAUAAAACACUUUUAUGCCCCUGAAUGUGCAAUCAGUUAACUUGAAUUAGUUAGUGUAAAAUAUAUUUAAAUAAUUUGUUUCAACAAAAGAUCUUUUAUUUGUUAAGCUCUAUCCAUGAUGAUAUUUGCAUGUUACACAGAUUGGUAUGGUUUGUCAACUGUUAGCUAAGAGACUGACUCCAUUGGAAUAUUUAAAUGAGACAUUAAACAAGAAAGUCAACGUUAUCGAAAAAGAACGUUUUGAGGUAUUGUGUUAUACUCAAAUGUUAUUAGAAAUAUUAAAAGCAGCUCUCAGAGUUAUUGCGUUAUACUCAAAUGCUGUUAAAAAUAUGAAAACAAUCUUUUUAUAAAUAUUUAUUUUUACUACAUUUUAAUAUAAAUUCAUGUUCUAAAAAAAAAUAUGUAGUAAUACUUUUAACUUGUUACAUUUUUGUGUGAUCUUCCUUGUUCGUAUUAGUUUUAGUACAAGUUAUAUGUCUUUUAUGAUCUCAAAAAAUGCAAUUUGUAAACUAUUACUAAAAUAGUGUUCUUCACAUAUUAUUUCUCUUAUACUCAAAACGGCUUUAAAUAAAUACAUUCUUAAAUGUAUAACGUCUCACGUCACAUAAGAUGAUUUAGGAAAUAGUAAUUCAACAUGGCCCACUAUAUAUCCAUGGACUUUCUCAGACAAUAUAACUACAUCACAUAACACUUAACAUCCAACACAAUGUUACACUCGUUACAGACAUUAAUCACUUGUAUUUUCCGACCUCACUUGGGCGGGUAAGAUUGAAUAAGUAUUAUAUCAAUGUCCAAUAAUGUGUUUCCACUCAUUCAUUUACAGAAAAAUUAUAUUGAGGACCGUGUAGCUGAAAUAACUAACAAAAUUACAGAAAUCGGUAAGAUUUUGUAAUUAGCAAAAAUCAAAUGGAAAAAAAAUACACUAAACUUUAAUAAACGAUUUUAGUUCAUAUUUGUAAUGAAAAUCUGAUUCUAUGUUUUAAAACAUUUAUUUGUAAGUAUCAACAUAUUCAAAUGCACAGUGUAGCAUUUAGCUGAAACUAUUGUUUGCAGUUGUGUGAGUGGGUAUGUGUGUAAUAGUGUGAGUAAACGUGCAUUUGUUUAAGCGUGCGUUCGUUUUUUUGUGAGAGUAUUUAUAAAAUCAUUAUUAUUUUUAAUUCAAUGCCUGAUUUUCAAAAUAAAAUUUGAAUACAAUUUCAUAUAACUUUGCUCUAAUAGUUACAUUACCUUUACAUAUAUUUAAGGAUAAUAUAUGUUUUUAAAAAUAACAAAUAUUGUUAUAUUUUCUAGCCCAAUAGAGUUAUGAAAAUGUGUAUUUUGUCUGAAUUAAUAUCUAUUUAAAAGAAACAUGUGAUUCGUUUAUUAUUUGGCCAGUGUACCGAGAAGUUCAAGAAUUUUGUGAGAUAAAUGUUUAUAAAGGUUGGGUUAAGAGAGGAUCCACUAUAAAAAUGUUAUGACUGAGUUUAGAAGUGUAGCAGUAAGAUGAGAGGGCAGAAUGAUAGUGUUACGGGAAGACAAAGUCAUGUGGAAGUGUAAUUGAAAGAAAGCGAGAAGGGAUAUAAUUUAUGUUCAUUGAGAUUAACAAAUAUCAUCAAUGCAAAAAAAAAAAAUGAAUUAAAAAGAAUCAAAGGAAGCAAAUAGAACAUUAAAAGGAAAUUGAUCUUUCACUCCUAGUUUCUCCUUUAAAUUCUAGUUAGUAAUUAAAUAUUUUAUGUGCUUUCACUUGAAUCCCUUGGCUUUUUUAGAAGACACGGAAAUUAUAAAUAUUUUAGAUGAUAUAGUGUCGCUGAUGAUUAUUAAAUCAAAAAUAGUUUUGUGAUUUAUAUAUUUCUUUUAAAGUUAAUUAAAAUACAUCAUCACUUCCAUUAGCGAUGGAAAAAAGUUAGGGUUACGCAAACUUUCGUAAUAUCUAAUCUGAUCAAUAAAAAUGUGAAAACAAUGGAAAAAAAAAUAUUUUAAAAAAAAAAUAGAUACCUUUUUAAUAUGAACUAUGUGCUUGCUUUGAUUCUCACAUCCUAGUGAUGCCACUAUGUGAAUUUAUAAAAUUUAUGCUUUUAAUAUUAUCUUUUUUGUAUUUUUCACAGAACUUAAGUGCAAUCCACCAAAGGUCGGUUUCUUUGCCUGUAAAAAAUAUGUUCUUCAAAGCGAGGGAUUAUGUACUAUAACAUCGUAUAAUAAAGUCUGCGCUUAUUAUGGAGAUCACUUUGAUCAAUCCACUGGCAUAUUCACAGCUCCUCUAAAUGGCUUGUACUUAAUAACCAUUAUGACAGGAAGCUCGUCUAAAACUAUAACAAAUACAAUCAAUGGUUAUCGGAUUCGUAACGAUACCUCAAUUCAAAGUAUCUUUUGUCAUCCUGUUUCUAUAAACCAAACAAUAACGCGGUGUGCUAAAAUUGCAGCCGGUGACAAAUUAUAUUUGAAUUGUCAGACAACUGAUAAACAUGAAAAUGAUAAUAUUACUAUUACCUUUGCAUGUUACUUAAUACAAAAGUUUUAGUCUUCUGCAGUGUAAUAAGAAUAUUAAAACAACAUAACCUGCACUUUGUAAAUUAAUUUUUAACAGUGUUAAUGAAAUGAAAUGAAAUGACGUCAAACAACGAACACAUUCUUUAGCACGAUGUUUAAAUCAAUGUUAAAAAUUCUAGCUGUUCAUUUGUUUAAUACGCUUUACCAUUAAUUCCCAGCCUGUAUAACAUCCAAGAUUUCAACUACAAAAUAUAUUAUAGCCUCCACCACCGAUAACCCCUUUAAAACUCAAAUAACAUUUAGAAACUAAUUAAUAAUUGUUUUGAGUUGCAGUCGAAGUGUUGAAAUUGCCUAGGUAUAUUACUGAAAAAUUUGACCUCAUGUAGAGAGAUGAACUGUAAAACUGGUCAAACAGCUAUAAAGGAUUUCAUUUUUGCAGAAGACUUAAUAGGUCUUAUUUCAUUAGUAGGCUAUAUGAGACAUAGAAAAAAAACAAUUGGACAAACGUUUUCAUUUUAAGCAUGAUAUGACUACCAGACGUUAUGGAGCCGCGAGUGUUAACAUUGUUUUGUUGUGUUUUUUUUGUGGCGAUUAGGUUAUUGGUUUUAGUGAUCUUUUGUUAAAGAUUUUAUUUCAAUACAUUCUCAACAUUUUUCACUAAGAAAUGUCAGUAAGUCAUAUUGCUUUGUAGCAUUACAAAAAAAGGUAAUUAAAAUAAAUUGUAUAACCGUUUAGUACCGCAUAUAUUGAAAUGUACAAAUGCGGUAGUUAUUUUAACGGUAGAGCUUAUAUUUAGGCGUAUCACUUGUGGCCGGACUGCGACAAUGCGAUCUGCAAACAUGUUAAUUGAUAUGUAACCCAUACUACUAGCCUGAAAUGACAAAGCCAAUUCCGUUUUUAUAUCUAGAAACGAAAAAUAUUUCUUUAGAAAAAAAUAUUCAGUUCACACUUCACAUCGAUUGUAAUUAGCCGAUUAUGAACAAUCGCUUGCUGUACAAAGUUUAUGCAUAUGUUAUUUUUACAUCUAUGAAUUGUAUUUAUCAACUUUCAAGUAUUUUAUUUAUUCAGAAAUAACACACUUUUCUGAAUCAAAGAAAAACAUUGAAAAAACAAUUUGAAAAAUAAAAUCAACACAUUGUAAUUGAUAUUUAACCUGAUAACCGGAAAAAUGAUUAUCAUAAUAUAGCAUCAUUAGUUACGUUAUAAUACAUUUUAUGGGACAUUUUAUCCUUAGCUAGAGUUAUAACAUUCUACUUUCUACCUGCAUCAAAUUUUAGUGACAUGUAAAUAGUUCUAGAAUGGGUAGAGUGAUUAUACAUUCAUUUUGUUUUAUUUAAUUAAUGUAUAUAAUUUUUUUUUAAAAUCAUGAUUAUAUUUGUUAAAUUCUAUGUACAGCGUGGUGACCCAAGCACUAGGCUGGAGUACCACGCUGUAUAAAACCACUAAUAAAAAUUAUAAUAGUAAUAUGUCAUGCCAAAUAUUAAAAUAGAUUACUUAAUAUAUUUUUUUUUUUAUUUCUGUAAAAUGUAGACCCUUUAAAUUAAAAAAAAAUCAAUUUCACUAUAACUAUUAAUGUUGAUUUCAUUAU
Molecule: messenger RNA, 11557 nt
Organism: Lymnaea stagnalis (great pond snail)
Lineage: Eukaryota; Metazoa; Mollusca; Gastropoda; Lymnaeidae
Source: the annotation of a GenBank genome assembly